CCACUAUCACGAGUACCAUGACCGGACGGGUGGGUAGAAAAGGUGAGGAAGGACGGCCGUCUUUCCGCAGCGUCGACGGUCUGGUUUGGCAUUCUGCAUAUCUCGAACUGGACCGUUUUAUAUCAGAAGUAUCCUCAAGAAAAGAAUGGGUAACAAUAUGCUGAGCGCCCUGUUUCUGCGGCUGCUCUUGGUUCUUUCGGCAUUGGUUGCGUUUGCUGCUGCACAAUCAUGGACGGAUUGUAAUCCAACCAACACCUCUGGCUGCCCUCCGGACAUGGGUCUUACCAACAGCCCAUAUAGCGUCGACUUCACAAAAGGAACAACGGACUGGGCUUCUUGGACGUCCGUAGGCGCCGGCUCAGUUACCUACACCUCCCAGGGCGCCGUCCUCACCCUUGCUAAGAAGGGAGACGCACCCACCAUCUCCACGAACUGGUAUAUCUUUUUCGGCCGCGUCGAGGUUCACAUGCGUGCAGCUCCGGGGACGGGUAUCGUCAGCAGCGUGGUGCUCGGGAGCGAUGACGGAGACGAGAUCGACUGGGAAUUGAUCGGCGGCAACAACGAUCAAGUGCAGACCAACUACUUUGGCAAGGGAAACGUGACGCUGUAUAACCGCGGCGGAAAGUCAGCAGUGCACGAUGUACAAGGAACGACACACAACUAUACGAUUGACUGGCAAAUUGAUCAGUUGACGUGGUACGUGGAUGGGAAGGCGGUUCGCACGCUCAAGAAGGAGGAUGCGGUCGGAGGGCUGAACUAUCCGCAGACGCCCACGAAGCUGAGAAUAGGCUCGUGGGCCGGAGGAGAUCCGGACAAUGCGCCGGGGACAAUUGCGUGGGCGGGGGGUGUGACGGACUACACCAAGGGGCCGUUCACUAUGUAUGUCGAGAAGGUGUCGGUGACGAAUGAGUAUCCGGCGGCGCGUUAUUCGUAUGGCGACAUGUCGGGAAGCUGGGAUAGUAUUGUCCUGAAGAAGUGGAAGGAUGAUAAUGAUGAUGGGAAUCAGAGCAAAGAGGAUAUCGUGGAUACCUGUAGUGCCGUCAAGGAAGAUGGGUCGGCUGGAGUUGCCUCUGCCACCAACUCGUCGUCGUCGAGCCAGAGCAGCGCUUCCCCCUACCUGUCGUCUGCCAUGGGAACAAGAGAUGGUCACGUCAGAUGUCUGUUGAGUGUCGGGUUAGCGCUCUUUCCUUUGGUUCUGUAUUUCGCCCUUUGAACUGUCAUACGUUCCGGGUCAGAUAAGAGAUAGGAUCAAACAUGGAAGGAACCCUUUUUGCCCGGGCUGGUGCCAGCAAGAUCCUGUCGCUCCUUCCAUUUUGACCCGCGUCAAGUAGUCUCUGGUUGGCACAGACCGUCAUCUGCC
Messenger RNA from Neurospora tetraspora, 1360 nucleotides. RefSeq names its product concanavalin A-like lectin/glucanase domain-containing protein. Gene Ontology annotation, molecular function: glycosyltransferase activity; hydrolase activity, hydrolyzing O-glycosyl compounds. Gene Ontology annotation, cellular component: fungal-type cell wall. The transcript is spliced from 2 exons. The coding region runs from base 146 to 1213 and encodes 355 amino acids. Gene Ontology annotation, biological process: carbohydrate metabolic process; fungal-type cell wall organization. Lineage: Eukaryota; Fungi; Ascomycota; Sordariomycetes; Sordariales; Sordariaceae. The record is from RefSeq and is a predicted model, not a curated record.